Messenger RNA from Tilletiaria anomala UBC 951, 3646 nucleotides. RefSeq lists its product as uncharacterized. The record is from RefSeq and is a predicted model, not a curated record. Gene Ontology annotation, cellular component: transcription factor TFIIIB complex. Lineage: Eukaryota; Fungi; Basidiomycota; Exobasidiomycetes; Georgefischeriales; Tilletiariaceae. Gene Ontology annotation, molecular function: TFIIIC-class transcription factor complex binding. The transcript has 3 exons. Bases 140 to 3628 code for a protein of 1162 amino acids. Gene Ontology annotation, biological process: RNA polymerase III preinitiation complex assembly.
CCUUCUAACUUGCGUCGCACGUCCCUACCUCGAAUCUAGCGAAGCGACACAACAGGCGAAGAUGCGUCUCCAGCAUUGUAGCUUACUUUGAGCCUCAUUCAUCAUUCAAGGGCCGUGCCUUCAUCAUCCCCACGCGCCAAUGGGUCCAAGUCUAGUGCGGGGAGCAUUUGCGAUCGUAAGACGUGGAUGGUGUGAAAGCGGGCGGAACAAAGGGAAAAGACGCCGAGGUCAAUUGGGAAAGACGCCGAUGUCAGCCAUAAAAGUGAUUGAAAGUGUGAGCGAAAUUGAUAACACACAGUCACGCUACACGUAUUGGUGCCACGUUCUGUAUAUAUCCAAGGCCAUCAAGCAGCUCGCUCGGACAGCAAGCAUCCUCAACAUUUCCUCGCAAACCGGGACCCUUCAAGCGGCGGCAUCUUUGAGUGCAGCAGCAGCUGUCGGGAAGCGUCUCGGCACCAUGUCUUCACGUCUCGAAAAGGCAGGCUCGCGCUUCAAGCCAAUCAUCACGCGUGGUGUGGCGCCAAAACGGUCGCAACCAUCCACACCCAGCUCCUCAGCUGAGUCGCCAGCAUCAGUGUCAGUUUCAGUACCUUCAAGCAGGCCGGGUCCAUCGAAGGACCCGGUCAGCUUGCUGCCACCAUCAGGAAACUUUCGCGAAGAUGAUUCGGAGCUCGACUUACCUGCUGGGCCGCUUCGCGCGCCGCCGCGAGUCGCCAGCUCAUUGGUGCCGACCUCUAGCGGUCCGUCAGCGGCUUCUUCGCACCCCAAGCCCUCUGGAACCGAGCCCAACUGUGGAAGCACUUCUCUCCGUCCGCCAUCCGUCAGCGCGCCUGAAGCCCCUUUGAUAAAGCUGCGCAGCGGCCCUGGUCUGGUCAUCCCGGCUACAUCUGCUGCUGCUGGUGCCACUGCUGCUGCCGCCGCCGCCGCCCGACGUACAAAUGGACCUGGCAGGGGCGACAGGGCCACAGCGGGAGCUGUCCCGAUGGGAAAUCUCCGGCCUCCAGGCACGGAGGGGAUACACAAAGCCCGGUCAGUAUCCAGAGCCUUGAGCAGGACGCCAGCACCGGAUGCAGGCGUUUUGUCAGCCUAUUCUGAAGCUGCGGGGCCAUCCCAGGCACGGCAGCAAGCGACGCAGAACCAAGCUCCCAGUGCCACUCCAGAAACAUCAAAGGCUCCUACAGCCGCUUCAAGGGUAGCACCGGGGGCGUCCAGGUCCGGCCAAACGCCCCCCUCAGCAAUACAUGUUUCCCGCAAUCGAGCCGUUCAUACAGACGAACGCGGAGAGAACGCAUCACAUAUUCCCGCCUCGGAGCGUGCACCUGACGCGUUAUCAGAGGAGGCCGGUCCAUCAGUUCGGGAAGCGGGAUCAGCCCUCCAACGAAAGAACGCGACUUUGCAUGUUGCUGCAUCUCUACGUUCUCACACAAAUGCGGCGUCGAAGGCUUUGGCCCCCCGCGAGGCCCCAGCAAGCGAGGAGGAAGAGGAAGAGGAAGAGGAAGGGGAAAAGGAAAAGGAUGUAGAUGAGAGAUUGGCGGCUUCACAGGGGUUGACGAUGCUCGCCCUCAGUGGAAAUCUUGGCGAAAAGGGCCAUACUGAUCACCAUCAGGAUCAUCAGGAGUCCGAAAGCACCGAAUCCGAGUCGAACAGCGAGCACAAAUUUUAUGCAAGCUCGAAGAGUCGGCGAAAUCAGAUCAAGAAACCGCUUUCUCCGUACAUGCUCUACUCACAAUCCGCGCGCAGACGGCUGCGCGAGGAGGAUCCAGACAGGUCAUUCGCUGACUUGGCAAAGACUAUUGGAGCCAAUUGGCGGAAGAUGACCGCCCAAGAGCGGGCUCCGUGGCACCAGAAAGCGGGGGAGGCCAGACAGGCAUACCACAGUGCUAUGGCAGAGCAACCAGCUGAGGAGAGCGGCUCUGACGACAGUUCGGGCCUGAAUGCGGCUGAAUCUACUGCAAAAAGCCAUCCAAAUGGCAAAAGGAGAGCUGCGCCAUCAAAGAAGAAAGAUGUCUUUGAAGAGCCAGAGGGGACAAAAACGAGGAAAGGGCGGAGAUCAAGAAAGCCGCACGAGCCCAAGCGUCCGCCGUCUGCAUACUCCCUCUUCGCCUCUGUUCGAGCAGAUCGACAAGUCGCUAACCCGACCUUGAACUCGGUGGAUUUGACCGCCAAUAUUGCCUAUGAGUGGAAGACGCUGUCUUCCCCCGAUCGGGAGGAAUUUGAGGAGGAGGCAGCUGCUCUCAAGAGUCAAUACCUUGCAGAUCGCCAGAAGUGGAUCAAAGAGUAUCCCGAAGAGCAGGCCGAGAACAGCGACGACGAAAGCAGGGACAAGAUGAAAGCAGCGAAACAAGAUCGAAUACUGCAGCAGAAAAAAUCCGAGCUGGCCGACGCGAUCGAAAAUAUUUCCGACGAGGAGAGAGAAUGGGAGGAGUAUGUCAAGGUGCAUGGGGAAGAUGCUUCUCGUCCAGAUCCAUUCAAAAUCAGCAUUGACAGCCUAACUCCAAUCAACUACAAAAUGGGUCGGCCAAGACCCAGGACCUUCCAGCUGGCUCGCGUGUACAGGAACGUUAAGACGAAGGGCAAGUUCCCUCUUCCUGAGACAGAUGAGGGACAAGCUCAGCAAACCAACACGGGCAAUGGCGCUGGAAAUAGGCGCUACAAUGAAGAGGAAGAGGAAGAGAUUGUGGGUGACAUUGACGACGAAUCUGCAUCACGGGCGCGCUCCGCACGCAGCAACGACUAUGACGAAGAGGAGGACGAAGAUGAUCGGCCAUCAAUGGCAGGCUCCACUGCACCAUCCGAAGCGAGCCACACCUUCCGCCGUAGUCAGCACGCCGUUCGUACACGGAUUGUCGAUGGGAAGAUUGUCGUCGACGAAGCGAGUCUUCAGAUCAACAGAGCUGUGGAUGCGGACGAAUACGAUGAUGCAGAGGUUGUCGAAGAGCGGGAAGACCAGGACUUCAGCAACAGCGCCAGCUACUCCAAGAGGAAACAUGUCAAUCGGUGGACUGCUGAAGAGACGAUGAGAUUCCUAGAAGCUGUCUCGAUGUGGGGCACGGACUUUGAGAUGAUCGCUCGGCUAUUCCCAGGACGCGAUCGUCGGCAGAUCAAAACAAAGUGGCAGCGGGAGGAGAAGAACCAACCACUGCAGUUGCGUGAAGCUUUUGCAAUCAAGAGGAACAUCACUGCCGUCGAAUAUGGAGAACAGAUUGGUAUGGACUUGAGCGGACCGACACCCAUCAUUGUUGUCAAACCUCCACCUGCACUCGAGGGCCUUUCAGAUGGCGAAGACGCAGACGGCAGCACACACAGACGAGAACGCUCCAAGCGAAGUGCUGAGCCACAGUCAGAGACAGAGUGGGAAGAAGAGGAGGUCAUCGAGACGGGUGCAGACGGGGAAGAAAUUGUCACCAUGCAACGUGUGCGCAAGCGUCCAGACGGCCGGCAGAAGCGGCAGCGUAGCCAGUCCGUCACAACGGGCAAAGACAAAGAUAAGCAGCGUUCCUCUAGUCAUGGGCUCAGCCGUGAGCGUUCGCAAGGACGAGAUCAUGCUCAUCGUGGAGAUGUGCUCGCGAGGCGUCUGGCAGAAGCAGCGAACGAACCGGAGGAGGAGGUCGUCGGAUUCGUUGAAUGACAUUGCGCAUGUACACUG